Messenger RNA from Nannospalax galili (Upper Galilee mountains blind mole rat), 2945 nucleotides. It is a transcript of the gene Tmc8, whose product is annotated as transmembrane channel like 8. Bases 273 to 2456 code for a protein of 727 amino acids. Gene Ontology annotation, cellular component: plasma membrane. The transcript has 16 exons. The record is from RefSeq and is a predicted model, not a curated record. Lineage: Eukaryota; Metazoa; Chordata; Mammalia; Rodentia; Spalacidae. Gene Ontology annotation, molecular function: mechanosensitive monoatomic ion channel activity.
UGCCCCUGUGCGCGCAGGAAGUGCCCGCAGAGGAAACGGCGGGAAAGGCGGGAGUGGGUGGAGGGGAGGAGACGCUGGGGGAGCCGGGGUUCCUGUCAUGUGAUCGUACCCCACUCCCUCACAGCCCCGCCUGACUUGGAGGGAGCUGGUCCCAGAAAGGGGCCCCUUCUGGAGGUUAAUCCUCAUCUCCACGUUAGCUGGAUCCGGUGUGCAGAGAAGGAAGGGCCAAGACCCUCAUCCCUCCUGGGCGCAAGGAUCCUGCCUGUCCUGGGAUGCUUCGCCAGCGGUCGGGGCAAUCGGGGCAGGGCCCCUGGCGACCUGAACCCCAGGCUGCAGCGGAGGCGCUGUGGGAACAGGAGAUGGAGCGGCUGUGCGCCUCGCGGGCGCCAGUGCGGAUGCUGCCUUACGCCAUGGCUGACAAGCGCUUCAUCCGGGAGCUGCGGGAGCCCGAAGGGGUGAAGACCUCGUGCUGGCAGCGGUGGCGGCGCAGGAGGGAGAGGGCACAGGUGCACCUGCGGGAGGCGGCGCGGCGGCUGGCCCGGGGCUUCGGGCUCUGGGAGAGAGAGCUCUACGAGAUCGGAGGCCUCUUUGGCACGGGGAUCCAGUCCUACUUCACCUUCCUCCGCUUCCUGCUGCUGCUCAACCUGCUGACCCUGUUGCUGACCACCAGCUUCGUGCUGCUGCCCCUGGCCUGGCUCCGGCCCCCUGAGCCAGGCCCCACCCCUAAACUAACAGGCCUCCAGUGCUCCGACAGCCAGCUGCCCCAGAGUGGCAUUCCAAGAUUCCACAACCCGCUUUGGAAUAUUUUAACUGGCAGGGCCUUCAACAACACCUAUCUCUUCUAUGGUGCCUACCAGGCAGGACCAGAGCACAGCUCAGCAUACAGCAUCCGCCUGGCCUACCUCCUCAGCCCACUGGCCUGCCUGCUUCUCUGCUUCUGUGGGACACUUCGGCGGAUGGUAAAGGGACUGUCACCGCGGCCACUCCUGGGUCAAGGCUACAGGGCGCCCCUCAGCGCCAAAGUCUUCUCCUCCUGGGAUUUCUGCAUCAGCGUGCGAGAAGCCGCCACCAUCAAGAGGCAUGAGAUCAGCAACGAGCUGAAGGUGGAGCUAGAGGAGGGCCGCCUCGUGGAGCUGGCGCAGCAGCAGACCCGGACCCAGAGGGCCUGCCACUUGCUCACCUACCUGCGCAUCAACGUUUUCAUUGCGCUCCUGGUGGUUGGAGCCAUCAGUGCCAUCUUCUGGGCCACCAAGUACUCUCAGGACAACAAGGAGGAGUCCCUCUUCCUGUUGCUCCAAUACCUGCCCCCUGGCGUCAUCGCCCUGGUCAAUUUCCUGGGUCCCCAGCUCUUCAUGGUCCUGGUCCAGCUGGAGAACUACCCUCCCAGCACUGAGGUCAAUCUCACCCUGAUCUGGUGUGUGGUGCUGAAGCUGGCCAGCCUGGGGAUGUUCUCCUUCUCCCUGGGUCAGACAGUGCUGUGCAUUGGCACUAACAAGACCAGCUGUGAGUCCUACGGCUACAACGCCUGUGACUAUCAGUGCUGGGAGAACUCGGUGGGUGAAGAAUUAUAUAAACUGAUCAUCUUCAACUUCCUGCUCACUGUGGCCUUCGCCUUCCUGGUCAGCCUUCCUCGGAGGCUGUUAGUGGAGCGGUUUUCGGGCUGGUUCUGGACUUGGCUGGACCGGGAGGAGUUCCUGGUGCCCAAAAAUGUGCUGGACAUCGUGGCCGCGCAGACGGUCACCUGGAUGGGCCUCUUCUACUGCCCCCUACUGCCACUGCUCAACAGUGUCUUCCUGUUCCUCACCUUCUACAUCAAGAAGUACACCCUCCUGAGGAACUCCAGGGCAUCCCCACGGCUUUUCCGAGCCUCCAGCUCCACCUUCUUCUUCCAACUGGUGCUGCUCUUGGGCCUGCUCCUGGCUGCAGUGCCUCUGGGCUAUGUGAUCAGCAGCACCCACUCCUCCUGGGACUGCGGCCUUUUCCACAACUAUUCGGCUCCUUGGCAGGUGGUACCGGAGCUGGUGGCCCUCCAGCUCCCGCUCCCGGGGCAGCGAGCCCUCCACUAUCUGGGUUCCCACGCCUUCAGCUUCCCACUCCUCAUCCUGCUCAGCCUGGUCCUAACGGUGUGUGUCUCCCAGUCCCGGGCAAAUACCAGAGCCAUCCAUGGGUUGCGGAAGCAGCUGGUGUGGCAGGUCCAGGAGAAGUGGCACCUGGUGGAGGACCUGUCGCGGCUGCUGCCGGAGCUGAGCCCGGGGCUCGAGUCCCCUCACUCUCGAGCUUCGCGCCCACGGUCCUUCUGCCCCGGGUUCCCAUGCCCAGGCUCCCCGGGCCCCAGGACCCCCCGGCCGGGACCUUCCGGUGCGGAUCCCACCAAGCUGAGCUCCUUAAGCCCUGGUGGCCCUGGUGCCUCGGUCCCCACCUCCAGAUUCCGCUUCCCCAGCGGCGCAGAGCCCUAGCACCCACCCUGCCUCCCCCGCCUCUGGACCAGCAGUGCCCCACUCCCAACCCUGGCACCACCUUAUCUCACGCUUCCCCCACCCACCCACUGCCCACGGCUGGCUCCGGGCCUCUGUCAGGGCUCCCCCAAAGAGGGACACGUCCCAAGGUCAGCAGGAAGAACAUGGGAAUUUCUACCUCUGUUUUUUUAAUCUCAUCCCGUCAAAUUUUCUAUUUUUUAUUGAGUGUUUUAUAGUGUACAUAAUAUAUUAUUAUGGCAACCCAUUAGUGCAAUUUACAAAUACAUAUUUUUUUGGAAGUGCUCAGAAAUUGCUUACAAAGGGAUUGCUAUCACAAACCUUUGAAGACCUCUCUCCAUGAGGCAGGAAGAUCUGGCCACAGUCUGGAGCAAACCAGAUCCCUGCACCAAGGACUCUUCUAAGUAUGUGAUGAGCCCACAGAAGUGAAGCCAGAGUCAGCAAUGGGAAGAGCUGAGGCUUGAACCCAGA